AAAUUUUUGACUUCCUCUGUUUCUCUCUUCCACACCAGGUUCAUACAUCACCGCAUCAUCAGUCACAUCACCCUAAGCUGAUUGCAUGAUGGCUGGUCCCCCGAACCAGAGGAUCCAGUUCACCUCGACGGAGAGGCCGGUUCGCUCGCCUGGUCCUCGUGUCAGUAUCCCUCACAAACCCUCCAUCCCCCAGGUCAUCACCGGAGAAGAGAAAGCCCGCCGAGAGCGGCAGCAGGAGAAAGAGAGAAAGGUCAAUGUUGUUGAACAUCUCAUGUCACCCCAAGAUGUCGCCACCCAGUACAGAACAAUCAUCAAUCUCGACAAGCCGUCCGAAAGCUUUGGCCUGACCAGCCAACAGGCUGUUGCUCUUCUUCAAGAGCACGGCCAAAAUGUCUUGACCCCUCCUAAGAAGCGUCAUCCGUUUCUCAAAUAUCUCGACUACUUGACCAGUCUCUUCAAUCUUCUGUUGAUCCUGGCCGGCGUGUUGGAGUACAUCUUGCUCGCCAUCGACUUCAAAGCCAACUUCCCCAAUACUUAUUUGGGGGCGAUCCUCAUCAUAGUUGCCAACAUCAAUGCUUUCAUCGAGUUCUACCAACAAAGCAAGUCUCAGGCUCUACUCGAUUCGUUCCUAAACAUGAUCCCGGCCAAGUGCAUGUGUCUGCGCGACGGAAAGCUCUCCCAGCUCGAUGCAUCUGCAUUGGUCCCGGGCGAUGUGGUUUUCGUUCGGAUGGGCGACAAGACGCCAGCCGAUAUUCUGGUCUUCUCGGCCUCGGAUUGCAAAGUCGACAACUCAUCCCUUACAGGUGAGUCCGAGCCGCAGGAUCGGACGACGGACAAUGACAUGAAAAAUCCGUUGGAAGCACACAACUUGAUGUUCAACAGCACUCUUUGCGUCUCGGGCGAAGCAUUCGGCAUCGUCAUUCGGACUGGAGACAACACUGUGCUGGGGCAAAUUGCUAGCCUCACGGCCGGCGAAGCAAAGGUCACCUCCCCUCUGACCGUUGAGAUUGGAAAUUUCGUCAAGAUCAUCGCCACAAUUGCCAUCUUUACCGCUCUGACGUUCUUCGGAGUCUCCUUCCCGGUGAACAACAACAAUGUCUCUCUGGCUUUGAACUUUGCCAUUGGGGUGUUCGUUGCAUGGGUACCCGAGGGUCUGCCAGCCACCGUCACCAUCCUCUUGACCAUUGCUGCCAAGCGCAUGGCCAGUCAGAAUGUUCUCGUCAAGGAUCUCCAAGGAGUCGAAACGCUCGGAGCCAUUACCUUGUUGGCCACCGACAAGACUGGCACGCUUACCCGAAACCAAAUGACGGUCGCCAAUAUUUGGACUUGCGGCGCAAUGUACGAAGCGGCGCGGGGUGCUCUGGUCGACCGUCGAAUUGCCACCCCUGAUUCGCCUGGAAUUCUGGAGAUUCUUCACAUAUCAUCCCUGUGCACCCGAGCAAAGUUUGACAGAACAGAUGUGCCGAUCUAUCAGAGGGAAAUUCUAGGUGACGCCACAGAGUCCGGACUGAUACGAUACGCCAGUGACCAACUUCUGGGGUUUGACAACUUGGCCGAGAAGUACCCAAAAGUCUUCGAAAUCCCCUUCAGUUCAGAGACAAAGUGGCACAUGAGCAUCCACAAGAAGGCUCACAGCAAUGGUGCAUUGACUCUGUACAUCAAGGGAGCGCCUGAGCGGGUUUGGCGUCUUUGCAAUCGCCUUCUUGUCCGAGGGGAUGGCAGCAAUGCUCUUCUGACUGACGACCACAAGGGGGCCUACGAUGAUAUCUACGAAGACAUGGCUUCUCGUGGCCACCGAGUCUUGGGAUUUGCAAUGCUCGAGCUUCCUGGCGACCAAUAUCCCGAGGACUUUACUUUUGACAAGAAAGCCAAGAGCUACCCUCUUGGGGACUUUGUGUUUGUCGGUUUGGCGUCUCUCCAAGAUCCCCCCAAGCACGGAGUCCGCGAAGCGAUUGGCAGUUGCCGGGCUGCCGGCGUCAAGGUCAUCAUGGUUACCGGAGACCAUCCCCUCACUGCGGAAGCAAUUGCGCGGAAGAUCAACCUCAUGCUCGGCGAGACCCGGGAGAGGGUUGCUAAGCGAACCGAGCGACUGAUCGAACAAGUCCAAGAACACGAGUACAAUGCUAUUGUUAUCCACGGCGAGCAGAUCGACGGACUCUCAGACCAACAGUGGAACGACAUCUUCUGGAAGGACGAAAUCAUUUUCGCACGCACCAGCCCCAAGCACAAACUGGAGAUUGUUCGCCGGGCUCAAGAGAUGGGCCACAUCGUUGGUGUCACUGGCGACGGUGUGAAUGAUUCACCCGCUCUGAAGAAGGCUGACCUGGGCAUUGCGAUGAACAAGUCCGGUUCCGAUGUUUCAAAGGAAGCAGCUUCCAUGAUUCUUCUUGAUGACAACUUUGCCAGCACUGUACGUGGUAUUCAGGAGGGCCGACUGAUCUUUAUCAAUUUGAAGAAGUCCAUCAAGUACACCAUCAGCCAUUCCAUGCCGGAGGUCAUUCCCAACUUGCUCUACGUCAUUGUUCCGAUUCCGCUUCCCCUUACCGCGAUUCUGAUCCUUGUCAUUGACCUGGGGUUUGAGCUUAUUGCGGCGCUAUCAUUCGCUUGGGAUCCCCCCGAGACCAGCGAGGGUUUGAUGAAGCUACCACCUCGGAAACCUGUCACCCCAGAGUCCGCCGAGAGAUUUCGCCGCCGCCAGAUUCGUCGCACCGGGGGUCGAUGGGACCAGGAGGCCAAUGUGGUCAUACUGCCUCCCGAAAACCGCAGCAAGUUCAAGACUCUACUUCACAAUACCGGUCACAUCUUCACCAAACAGUACUGGGCCGACAAGUUUGAGGGUGGCGACGCCGAAGUCUUGGUCGACGGGCCUCUCUUGUCCUGGGCUUAUCUCGAGAUCGGAAUCAUCGAGGCCGUUGGCGCCAUGUUUUCGUUCUUCUUCGUUCUUCACAUGCGCGGUAUCUCUAUGCGUGAUGCAUAUCUCAUGCAAAAGGGCGCUGGAGCUCCGACAAACUACUGGACCAAGGACGCGGCGCCGUACAAGGGAAUCGAUGGCCAGACCCAGUACGACAUCCUGGCCGAAGCACAGUCGAUGUACUACUGGGCUAUCAUGACGAUGCAGAUGUUCAACCUUUUUGCAUGCAAGACUCGUUAUACUCUGCCCUUUGGUCGAUACAUGUUCGCCAACCGGGUCACCUUUUACUGCAUUCUUGCCGGCGCUGCGCUCGCCGCCUUUAUCAUCUACACGCCCGGUGUUGAAAUUGUCUUUGGCACCACCCGCAACUUGCUGCCCCUGUACUGGCUCAUCCCUAUGGCAUUUGGCUGUUUGUUGAUCGCCUACGCUGCUGUGCGUAUGCUGAUUACGCGCCACACCAAUCCCACCAAGUGGAAUCCGGAGAUUGCUGGAUUGCAGAUGCACCCAACCAUGUGGUCACAGAGAUCUGGUAGCAGACGUGGGAGCAGGGGUGGCGAGUGAUGGGAGAACAGAUUUCGAUGUGGCAUGAUUGAAAGGACGAGAAAGAAAAGAUGUGGAAAUGUACAACGGCCUCCAAGUGUUAGGUGCAUGUAUAACUUGUCAGAUAUUGUAUAAGCGUUGCAAGAUCAGGUUGUUGGGCAGCGAUGAAGUCUCCCGAAGCGAUCAAUAGGACUUCCUGCUCUUUGGAACUGGGACUGUUUAGCAU
Podospora bellae-mahoneyi is the source of this 3677-nucleotide messenger RNA. RefSeq lists its product as uncharacterized. The transcript has 3 exons. Bases 86 to 3472 code for a protein of 1128 amino acids. Gene Ontology annotation, molecular function: ATP binding; ATP hydrolysis activity; P-type sodium:potassium-exchanging transporter activity. Gene Ontology annotation, cellular component: plasma membrane. The record is from RefSeq and is a predicted model, not a curated record. Gene Ontology annotation, biological process: intracellular potassium ion homeostasis; proton transmembrane transport; potassium ion import across plasma membrane. Lineage: Eukaryota; Fungi; Ascomycota; Sordariomycetes; Sordariales; Podosporaceae.